This is a messenger RNA of Microplitis demolitor, 1682 nucleotides long. Its product is annotated as prohormone-2. Bases 165 to 1304 code for a protein of 379 amino acids. The transcript has 9 exons. NCBI's taxonomy places the organism in Eukaryota, Metazoa, Arthropoda, Insecta, Hymenoptera, Braconidae. The record is from RefSeq and is a predicted model, not a curated record.
UUGUAUCACGAGAGGUGUUGGCUCACUUCUGGAUUGUCCACCGUAGAAUACGGAGAUACUCCACCAACUACUCAGUGAUCUCGACAAAAUUUAAUUUUAACUAAACAAGUAUCACAACAAAACUAAUAUUUAUUUAGUUUUUACUCUUCAGAAAACUCGACGAGAUGACCUUCUUUCGGACGCGGCUUUUCUGCGUGGGAAUCGUUGUCGUAGCAGUUGAAUCAUUAGCUACUGGAUUAUUGGAAGAUGUUACCAAAGCUGAUCAAAUUAUGCGACCUAAAGCAAAGCGAACGCAAGAAAUUUUGAUGUUCGGAAACCAACAAAACCGACGAAUUGAUAAUGUAGCAGCAGCAGCGUCAGCAAAUGUUGAAAAAAGGACACUUGGAGCUUCAGGAUUUGAAGAUGUAAAGGCAGCUUUAUCUGAUGAAGAGGGAUUCAGUGACUACAAACAACCCUUGAACCCACUGUUUGAACGUGACAAUCUUUCACCCUACGAAAAAAAUUAUCUAUACGGCAAGGUAAUGAUGAAUGAGGUCAACGAUGAUUUACCAAGAAACUGGGAAAUUCCACCGUACCCACGGUACUUUAACUACGGAGAAGACCGUCGUAAAAGAUCCGAGAAAGCCGGAAGUAACAAUAACUCCAGUCCUUCAUCUACAGCUCGCCCAACGCAAUCAACUCCACCUCCAUCAGCAACAACAGCUUCUCCUCCACCCGCAACCACCCGGAGUACUCAGCGUACCAGUUUAGCUCAAGCAAAACGAAGCCCUCCUAUUUAUUCAGAAUUAAGGUAUAAACGAGCUCUAGACCGUGAAGAUCUUUUAGCUUUGCUGUCCCUUUGGGAAAACAGCUCUCGUAACAGGAACUGGAGGAACUACGGCAAUGAUGAAUACGAAAAUAUAGAAGAUGAUGGCAGCGUUGCAGGUCUGGAUGAUGAAGAUCCACGAUCUGGUACAUGGUUAGAAGAACCUGUUUACUCUCCGCACCACUUUAAUCUUAACUCAGAUGCUGUACCUUCGGAAAUUGGUAUACCAAGAACUCACCCAGUUAAUCCUUAUGAACAAUACAACACUCAGUAUGUACCUCCCUAUGAAAAUACGCAGUACGGAGCAGCUCAAUAUGGUUCAUUGUAUCCUCAACACAAUUAUUACCCAUCUGAGAAAAGGUUUAUGGUCGCACGAAAACGUUCUCAGGGGAACGAUUUCUAUACCGGUCACAACCGCGAUGACUUCGUAAGCUUUUCCCCGAUGAUGAACUCACUACCUCAACGAUAUCUCAAUUAUCCUCAACGCAUGCUUUAUUAAUUCAAUUAAUCGUCGCUCUAUGAUUCUGUUGGAAACAAGAAACAAGAAAUAAUGGUCAUGAGUUAUGAUUCAUUUGCAUAAGUCCAGGUAUCUUCAGAUUAACGUUAACAAGUUAUACAGAAAUAACUAAUAUAUAUUAUUUUUAAUUUCAAUUAUCUUUACUAAUGUAAUUAAAAAAAAUAAUAACGCGGGUCUGGAGAUUUCUGACUUAAAAUAAGAUUGAAACCAUUACGUUUACAAAAAAUAUUUACAUGGUGUGUCUUAAAUUUAUAACGUGAUUUUUGGAAGAAAGACUAAGGAUCAAGAAAUGAAUAAAUACAUUCAUGUUACUAAUUAAUUAUUACAAAAUAUACAAAUUAUUAUAUAUGAAGUAAAUAA